This is a messenger RNA of Brachypodium distachyon (stiff brome), 2585 nucleotides long. RefSeq names its product ras-related protein RGP1. The transcript is spliced from 3 exons. Bases 1535 to 2215 code for a protein of 226 amino acids. NCBI's taxonomy places the organism in Eukaryota, Viridiplantae, Streptophyta, Magnoliopsida, Poales, Poaceae. Gene Ontology annotation, cellular component: endosome. Gene Ontology annotation, molecular function: GTPase activity; GTP binding. The record is from RefSeq and is a predicted model, not a curated record.
CUUUUUGGAUUGAUACUAUAUGUAGACAACAUUUUUUAUGGAUAUACUGUACUCCCUCCGUCCCAAAAAUAAGUGACGUGGAUUUGCAUAGAUUUUUAUACAAAUCUGGGACGGAGGGAGUAGUACUUUAUCUGAAACCAUCGGUUCAGUUUGGAACGAGUGAUUCGUGGUGGAAAUAAUGUUGAUACUCCUGACCGUCCAAUUGGAGGCAUUUGACAUAUUUGGUAACAAAUUUGAUAGAUUAUCUUAUUUUGUCCUUGUCAUAUCCGUGGAGUGCUAUUCAAGUAUUCUGGGAACAAUCUGUGGUACCAUGUUCGAAGUCUAUUUUAUUUGCUUGUUAAGUUUGUAUCAUGCAUGAUGUACUGUACUAAUAUGAAUUUAAGUUGUCAUUGGCUCAUUGGCUUGUCGAACACUUUCUAUGUGCCACCUCCAAUCCAUAACAAGUGUGUCAGAUUUUAUACAAAUUUAGUACAAAGUUGUACUAAACCUGAGACACCUAUUAUGGAUGGGAUGUGGAGUAUUUGAAUAUGGUCAUGCGACAAAAUAUUCGCUAUUGAGCUGUAUUAAUUUCACAUUUGUAACUCUCCUAGUUUGAGAAAAAUGUGGUACUGCUAUGGUUUCUGAGAAAAAAAUCUGGUAUAUGGUAUAGUUUGAGUGAUCCUCAACCGUAAUUGCUCCAAUUUCAACCCUGCAGGUGAUGUUGGGAAUAUGUUUGCUCUUCGAAUGUCCAAAGGAGGUUUUCUAGGAUGAAAACGUUACCUUAAGUAGUUUAGCUUGAUAAAAACAAGGAGGUGUUGGUUUUUUUUAGAAGAAAACAAGGAGGUGUUGCCAAUAGAUCUGUAGCGAACACUAGAAUAGGCUAUCAACAUCGCCUUAAAACUUGGAGGGGGCAGUAUUGGCGAUAGGAAGAAAAUGAUAUGUAAAUCUUUAAAUUGACGUGUCAUUCGAAUCAGGCGUUAAUGUGCAUUUAAGGGUGUUUAAAAAGUUAUGUGCUAGCGCAUUUUGCUUGAGAAGUCACAUCUCCGGCUGCAACUUAGUAUAAAAAUAAAAUGAAUCAGAUCCCUGGAACUAAGGUUGAGUUGGUUUGCUUUCAAGAUGUGUCCAAAUUUUGAUCACUGAUAAAAAAAUUGGCAGUUGUUUGGAAGGUACUCCUAUUUGACAAGGCAACUUUAAUUCAAUUUUUUGACAGAAGUUGGCUUACUCAAAGGCAACCAAAGCUAUAGCAAUUAUUUAGUUUGUCAAAUUUUGAUAGUUUUGAUAGUUCGUGCCCUAUUCAACAAGAUAAUAAAUGUCUCCGCGUUGGAGAUAGCCCGACGAAAAAAAAGUCGAUCUUGUCUCGGCCGUUGACGGUUGAGGACGUUGGGAAACCGGGAACGGCAAGGGCAGUUCCUGUUACCCGUCCUGACGCCAAGAUCCUAAAGAGGGCGCCCGCCAAGAGAUCCUGCUUGAAUUGGUGCUCAUCUUUGGUCAAAAAGCAGGAGAAUUUCCAAAGGAACCUCGGCGAUAGAGAGAGGAAAGGAAAAAAAGAAAGGAGAUGUCUCGGGGCGGCGGCUACGGGGAGGUGGGGCAGAGGAUCGACUACGUCUUCAAGGUUGUGCUCAUCGGCGACUCGGCCGUCGGCAAGUCGCAGCUGCUGGCACGGUUCGCGCGCAACGAGUUCAGCCUCGACUCCAAGGCCACCAUCGGCGUCGAGUUCCAGACCAGGACACUCCAGGUCGACCAGCGCACCAUCAAGGCCCAGAUCUGGGACACCGCGGGACAAGAGAGGUACCGAGCAGUAACAAGUGCGUACUACAGAGGUGCAGUAGGAGCUAUGUUAGUAUAUGACAUAACCAAGCGUCAGUCCUUUGAUCAUAUGGCAAGGUGGCUCGAGGAAUUGCGAGCCCAUGCUGACAAGAACCUUGUUAUCAUGCUUAUUGGUAAUAAGUCGGAUCUCGGUACCCUUCGGGUUGUCCCGACUGAAGAUGCCAAGGAGUUUGCCGCGCGUGAGAGUCUCUUCUUUAUGGAGACCUCUGCUCUUGAGGCUACCAAUGUUGAAAAUGCCUUCAGGACUGCUCUCACAGAGAUAUACCGCAAUGUCAGCAAGAAAAACCUUGUUGCCAAUGAGGAGACUGAUUCUAGCGGAAACUCGAGUUUAUUGAAAGGAACAAAAAUUAUCGUCCCAGGUCAGGAGCCUGCUCCUCCAGCCAAGGCCGCGUGUUGUAUGUCCUCCUAGACAUAAUAUCAUAUUGUAUUGUUUCUGGCAGUUGGUGUUUCUAAGUAGGGGUCCCUUCUAAGUAAUCCUGCCAUAUAUCUACACACUAAAUAGCUCUGAUUCUUGGGUGGAGAGAUGAAAAGGUCUACAUGAAUAGUUAACUCACAUACGUUGUAAUCUUCUUAAUGAAUAGUCAGUGCAUCUUAUAUAUGGUGGUCUAGUCAACUAGUCAAUUAAGAGUCCUUCUAUUGGGGUAUAAUUAGUUCGGCCUUUCCUCUUUGUUAUACUAUCCUUGUCAUGUGCACAAACAUAUAUGUAACUUCUGUAGGGGGUGCUUGCCUGUAAUAGAAAGGAGCUAUCAAAUUUUGUUCUCUUUUGCUAGUCUUUUUCA